AUGUGCCGCCUCUGCGGGCGCAUGAUCAAAUGCAUCUUUGACUCGAUGCCCUCGAGGGUGCCUACAUCCGUCUCGAAACCCACAUCAUCUCUACGCCAACCUCACCAGACGAGAUCUCACCAUGUCUCGUCGCGCACGCUCGUGCAGAGUGCCCUGAACAUCCCUCGCAAGCCCGUGGCAGUGGCACCGCCGACAUUUCUCCUCCCGUUCCGUGCAAAGCUUCACCAGACGAGGACGCAGCCGUCCACCACGACACCCGUGUCCCAGUUCCAGAACACUCAGCCUGAGAUUCCUCCUAGUUACCUAUCCGCCGGGCCUACACAAUCACCUUCCCCAUCGACUCCUGCUCCUACUACAACGACGAUGACAACAAUAUCUCCGUCAACCACACAAUCCCUCGACCGACCCCUCGUGGUCUCGCGAUCACUACAAACGCUCCUCCCAAAACUCCACGCCCAAAAACCGCACUACAUGGUAGCUCACAUCCACCGGUUCCCCUACCUCUUGACCGAAGGCGACAUGCUACGGCUGCCGUUCCACAUGAAGGGCGUGUCGCCGGGGGACAUCCUGCGGUUUAACCGGGCCAGCAUCCUGGGCUCGCGGGACUAUACGCUCAAGGCGGGAACCUCGUCGACUGAAUCCUACGACGCCCGCCGCACGGGCGAACCGCAGUACCUCGACGAGAGGCUGUUCGAGUGCCGCGUCCGCGUCAUGGGCAUCGAGACUCAGCCCAUGACCCUGAAAGAGAAGAAGAAGCGCCGCAAUCGACACCGCAAGAUUGUGAAAAGCAAGCACAAGUACACCCUGUGUCGGGUCAUGCAGGUCCGCGUCAAGGCCCUGGACGAGUUACUCCAAGGCGAGAAGGGCAUGGUGCUCCUCGAGGGUCAGGAGAAGGAAGAAUAA
Fonsecaea multimorphosa CBS 102226 is the source of this 903-nucleotide messenger RNA. RefSeq lists its product as uncharacterized. NCBI's taxonomy places the organism in Eukaryota, Fungi, Ascomycota, Eurotiomycetes, Chaetothyriales, Herpotrichiellaceae. The transcript is spliced from 2 exons. The coding region runs from base 1 to 903 and encodes 300 amino acids. The record is from RefSeq and is a predicted model, not a curated record.